GGAUGCUGUUGGAACACCGACUGGCUGGUUAGGCUGCUGUGGCGUAUGCUGUUGAUAUGGUCGCUGCUGCUGCUGCUGCUGAUGUUGAUCCAUCGCCGCGUGUUUUCUAGUCAAAGGAGGUUGCUGAUGAGAAUGAUGGCGUCUGCGAAGGAGUGGAGCUUAAUGUUAAUUAAAGGGCCAAGCAGCAGUAAAAACAAUGGCUGUUGUCCUAAGUGCGACAAAAGUCUACGCGUCGCCAUAUGUGCCAAGUUACCAGUCGCGAGGUCUCUACGUCUUCUUUUUCGUUGUCGUCUUUCAGGAGCCAGACCGGCAGCGGAGUUGAUUGCAGUACAGGCGAGCGAUCGUGAUGUAAUGAAACGCGAGAAGUAAAUGGAU
Molecule: messenger RNA, 375 nt
Organism: Gamsiella multidivaricata
Lineage: Eukaryota; Fungi; Mortierellomycota; Mortierellomycetes; Mortierellales; Mortierellaceae
Exons: 1
Coding region: 46-369 (107 amino acids)
Source: RefSeq, a predicted model, not a curated record